AUGGAGCAAGUAAAGCGUCAACAAAAUAAUUUGUUUGAUAAUUAUGAUGAUAGCAAGAGAAAAAAGAUAGCAAGUAAAAGUCACGAUUGUUUAUCGAGAGAAACUAUUACAAAUUUUGAAGUUCUUUCUAAUGAACUUAUUUAUGAGGUAUUUGAAUUUCUCGAUUAUUUUCAUAUAUAUAAAGCUUUUUUCAAUCUUAACAUACGAUUUCGCAAUCUUCUUACAAAUUCAAGUCUUCCUAUUAAAGUCAAUAUUUCAUCCAUAUCUAAAUCAGCUUAUCAACAAUAUUAUACAGAUAUUAUCAGGACCAAUGCCUAUCGAAUUAAUUCACUUCGAUUAUCAAAUUUAUUUAUUUAUGGUCUUACAUCGUCACCAAUUCAAAUUCUAUCAAAAUUUCUUCAACUUGAAAGACUGAUUCUUGAUAAUAUUGAAUCAAAAUAUUUGAAAAAACUUCUUCAUUCAUUAAAAUCUUUGUCUAUGCUCUCUUCAUUGACUAUUACUUCACUUGAUAAUAUUAAAAAUAAGAAUGCUAUCUAUCAUCAAAUAUUUUGUCUACCUGCUUUGAAAUAUUGCAAGGUGUCCUUGGAAGGAUAUUCUAACGAUGAUGAUCCAUUACCAUCAAUUACUAAUGAUUACAGUCCAAUCGAACAUCUAGUCAUCAACGAUGAUAUGUACUUGGACGAACUUAAUUGCUUGACAUCAUAUGUUCCUCAACUUCGUCGUUUUUCAAUUCAACUACGACCAGAAUAUUGGAAACAACGGACAAAAAUACGUCCACCUACAUUAAAUCAUUUGACACAUGUUUUUCUCAAAAUGAAUUACGUAAAUUUUAAUCAAUUCGAACAAUUAGUCAUUGAUCUUUUCGCUACAAUUCAAUUUUUACGCAUUUCGAUAACAUAUAAUGGUGAUACGGAAUAUAUGAAUAAUAAAAGGUGGGAACAACUGAUAUUAUCCCAUAUGCCGAAUUUACGUAUAUUUGACAUCCGAUAUGAACGUUGCCUUUAUAAUAUGCCUCCUGAUGAUAAUAAUCAGUUGACAUUAGAUAGUUACAUCAAUCAGUUUACAACCCCAUUUUGGAUUGAACGACAAUGGUUUUUUGCACUUCGAAGAAAAAGUUAUACAUUAUCACAGACAUCAAAUCAAAAAACUUGUUUAAACUCUUCCGAAACUAAUCUUAGAACAGUUCGUCAUGUUCGAAUUCAAUGUGAAAAAGAACUGAUCAAUUGGGUAAAUUAUUUUCCAAAUGCUACGGAACUUACUUUUGAAAGUGGUUUUUCUACUACUCAUGAAUCAAUUGCAAAUAUGCUCAGACGUAUUAUUCCAUUGGAACAACUGUCUAUACUAGUUCUUGAAUGUCAUUAUUUUUCUUUUAUCAAAUUAAUUGAAUUAUUACGCUUUAUUCCCAAUAUUGAUACAUUGAUAUUUAAAUCUAUGCCUUUUUACAGAAACAAUUGUAUAUCAAUUCAACAAACUGAAACUUUUCGAUUAGUCUCCAAUAAAAAUAGGAUUACAAAUGUGACUUUUAAAGAAGUUUGCACAUUAGAAAAGCUUCGAUUGCUUGUUGCCUUGUGUCCUCGAUUACAAAGUCUUACAAUAAAAAUACAUAUGAAGGAUUUAGAAUCAAUAACACGAUUUCUAUUGGAAAAUAAUACUAAAGAGAAUACUGAUCAUUUAUGUUCGUUAUGUUUUUCAGCAGCAUCAACUAAGUGGUUCGAAAAAUUGGAUAUAUUGAUUAAAUCAGAGAUACUUCUUGAUGUUUAUAACUUAAAACUCGUCGGUUCGAAUUUAUAUUUAUGGUGGUAA
Rotaria sp. Silwood1 is the source of this 1803-nucleotide messenger RNA. Lineage: Eukaryota; Metazoa; Rotifera; Eurotatoria; Philodinida; Philodinidae. The record is from the annotation of a GenBank genome assembly.